GGGUGCGCGUGAUGACGUCAAGGGGCGGGGCCUCGGCGGCGGGAAGAGGCGGUGGGAGAAUGGAGGUGCAGGAAAGCAGCGGUGGAGCGGAAGAGCUCGGGGCCCAAGACCCGUCCCCUGCGCCCAGCAAGGCCCCCAGUAGCACCGGUCACUACGAGCUGCCAUGGGUUGAAAAGUAUAGACCAGUAAAGCUGAAUGAAAUUGUUGGGAAUGAAGACACUGUGAGCAGGCUGGAGGUGUUUGCCAGAGAAGGGAACGUGCCCAACAUUAUCAUUGCUGGCCCCCCAGGAACUGGGAAAACUACAAGCAUCCUGUGUUUGGCACGAGCCUUGCUGGGCCCGGCACUUAAGGAUGCCGUCCUGGAACUCAAUGCUUCCAAUGACAGGGGCAUUGAUGUUGUGAGGAAUAAAAUCAAAAUGUUUGCCCAGCAGAAAGUCACCCUUCCCAAAGGUCGGCAUAAGAUCAUCAUCCUGGAUGAAGCAGACAGCAUGACUGAUGGUGCCCAGCAGGCCUUGCGGAGAACCAUGGAAAUCUACUCCAAAACGACGCGCUUUGCCCUUGCUUGUAAUGCUUCAGAUAAAAUCAUAGAGCCCAUUCAGUCCCGGUGUGCAGUGCUCCGCUACACAAAAUUGACAGACGCGCAGAUCCUGGCAAGGUUAAUGAACGUGAUCGAGAAGGAGAAGGUGCGGUACACUGACGACGGCCUGGAAGCCAUCAUCUUCACUGCCCAGGGAGACAUGAGGCAGGCGUUGAACAACUUGCAGUCCACCUUCUUGGGAUUUGGCUUCAUUAACAGUGAGAAUGUCUUCAAGGUCUGCGAUGAGCCCCACCCCUUGCUCGUCAAGGAGAUGAUCCAGCACUGUGUGAAUGCUGAUAUCGACGAAGCCUACAAGAUUCUUGCUCACCUGUGGCAUCUUGGUUAUUCACCAGAGGACAUCAUUGGUAACAUUUUUCGAGUGUGUAAAACCUUCCAGAUGGCAGAAUACUUGAAACUGGAGUUUAUUAAGGAAAUUGGAUACACUCAUAUGAAAAUUGCAGAAGGUGUGAACUCCCUCCUGCAGAUGGCUGGGCUCCUGGCCAGGCUGUGUCAGAAGACAAUGGCCCCAGUUGCCAGUUAGUGCGGAGGCGUCGUCCUUGACUGGGCUGCGUGAGUCCUCGUUCCUGAGAGACAGGGGUCACAGCCUUCUGACUUGGAGACGAUGCCUCAGGCUGGUGCUGGAGUGUGUCUCCUUUAAACUACCACUGCUGCUGGCGCAUCUCACAUCUCUCAGCUGCUUAGACUCACAGGUGUGUGACAGGCAGAAAGUCCCCAGAGAGACUCAGGGGCACGGCAUGGGAUCUCUGUGUGUGCUGGCAUUAUAUAAUAAAGCCUUUCAAUGUGGA
Messenger RNA from Trichechus manatus latirostris (Florida manatee), 1383 nucleotides. It is a transcript of the gene RFC2, whose product is annotated as replication factor C subunit 2. Gene Ontology annotation, cellular component: nucleus; DNA replication factor C complex. NCBI's taxonomy places the organism in Eukaryota, Metazoa, Chordata, Mammalia, Sirenia, Trichechidae. The coding region runs from base 12 to 1118 and encodes 368 amino acids. The transcript is spliced from 11 exons. The record is from RefSeq and is a predicted model, not a curated record. Gene Ontology annotation, biological process: DNA repair; DNA-templated DNA replication. Gene Ontology annotation, molecular function: DNA clamp loader activity; DNA binding; ATP hydrolysis activity.